Molecule: messenger RNA, 1318 nt
Organism: Drosophila sulfurigaster albostrigata
Lineage: Eukaryota; Metazoa; Arthropoda; Insecta; Diptera; Drosophilidae
Product: ras-related protein Rab-7a-like
Biological process (GO): endosome to lysosome transport; phagosome-lysosome fusion
Cellular component (GO): lysosome; late endosome; phagocytic vesicle
Molecular function (GO): GTPase activity; GTP binding
Source: RefSeq, a predicted model, not a curated record
ACAUCAACAACAACAAGAACAGCAACAACGAGAAAAACGCUCAGCUAGCGAAAAGCACAUAGGAAAAAGCAAAAACAAAACAUCGAUAUGGCCAGCCGAAAGAAAUCUUUGCUGAAAGUCAUCAUAUUGGGGGACAGCAGCGUUGGCAAGACCUCACUGAUGAAUCAAUAUGUAAACAAACGCUUCUCUAAUCAGUAUAAAGCAACGAUCGGAGCUGACUUUUGCACGAAAGAAGUUGUCGUCAAUGAUCGCGUCGUCACAAUGCAGAUUUGGGACACGGCUGGUCAAGAGCGCUUCCAAUCACUCGGUGUGGCCUUCUAUCGUGGCGCCGAUUGUUGUGUGCUCGUUUACGAUGUAACGGCGCCCAACUCUUUCAAGAAUCUUGACUCGUGGCGUGAUGAGUUCUUAAUACAGGCCAGUCCACGGGAUCCCGAGCAUUUCCCCUUCGUGGUGCUGGGCAAUAAAGUGGACCUAGAUAACCGUCAAGUGUCGACGCGCAGAGCCCAGCAGUGGUGCCAAUCGAAAAACGAUAUACCCUACUAUGAGACUUCAGCCAAGGAGGGCAUCAACGUUGAGAUGGCGUUUCAAACCAUAGCAAAGAAUGCGCUAGAACAAGAGACGGAGGCUGAACUCAUCAACGAUUUUCCCGAUCAAAUACGCUUGAAUUCUGAUAAUAAUCGUCCAGGCAACACCGACAAUUGUCAAUGCUAAUGCAACAGCAGCAGGCUGCAGCAUCAACAAAUGGAGUUCAAUAUGAAUACAGAAGAAGAAUACAACGCAAAGUGCAUAAUUACACAAUCUAUAUUAUACAUAAUACAUACAUAAAUAACAGCAUAUAUUAUGAGUAUAAAAAGCAAAUAUAAAAAAAGCUAAGAUCGGGAAGCAGAUGGAGAUGGAAAUGGAAAUGGAGAUAAAGAACAACAGCAAAGUGUACACGUUUAAGAUUAAGUAAAACAAUUGCAGCAACAGAAUAGUUAUAAUUAUAUAGUACGCUAAAUUCAGAUAAAUUUCAACAGAUUUGUAACGUACAAGUUCUCCCGUUAUUACUAUACAUACAUAUUAUAAUUAUAUUAUGGUCUGUUCUAUUCGUGUAUUUACCAAUCAUAAACAACUUUUUACAUAUUGUGCAUGCCCUCCUAGUAAUAUUUUUGCCAUUAAUUAGUAAAAUUAUUGCACGCGCCGCCGUUGCAAGUUGCUACAUCAGAGAAUCAGAAUAACAAACAAAAACUAAAAUAAUGAAAAACAAAAAGAAAACAAAACAUACAAAAUCUUGUGAUUGUAAAUUUAAUAAAUACAAAAAUAUACAUUUUUAUUGUAA